Olea europaea var. sylvestris is the source of this 2383-nucleotide messenger RNA. Its product is annotated as F-box protein At1g47056-like. Gene Ontology annotation, biological process: SCF-dependent proteasomal ubiquitin-dependent protein catabolic process. The record is from RefSeq and is a predicted model, not a curated record. The transcript has a single exon. Gene Ontology annotation, cellular component: SCF ubiquitin ligase complex. Lineage: Eukaryota; Viridiplantae; Streptophyta; Magnoliopsida; Lamiales; Oleaceae. Gene Ontology annotation, molecular function: protein binding. Bases 136 to 1725 code for a protein of 529 amino acids.
GAAUCCGAAUCAAUUCCAAUUUCACAUCCGUUUUGAGUCAAGAAAAUAAUCAAUAUAGGAAGCACAGUAUACGAAACUACCCGAGAGAAGGACUUCGACCUCGGCCGCAGACCCUUAAUCCUACAACCACAGUGGAUGGGCCAAUCAUCUUCCAGAUCCAGACCCAGAUCAGUCAAUCCCGCCGUGAUCCCUCCAUUGCCGGCAGAUUCUGAUAAACCAGGUGACUUCACUUCUGACACGGAUGACGCCAUCAGUGGGAAUGACUACACGUUGAACCUGCCAGACGAAUGUCUGGCCUGCAUUUUCCAGUCGUUAUCCUCCGGGGACCGGAAUCAGUCGGCCCUGGUGUGCCGUCGGUGGCUAAGAAUCGAUGGCCAGAGCCGAUACCGCCUGUCGUUGAAUGCUAAGUCUGAGCAUACAUCCGUUAUCCCAAAAUUAUUCUCGCGCUUCGACUCUGUCACUAAGCUCGCGCUGAAGUGCGACCGUAAAUCAGUCAGCAUAGGCGACGAUGCAUUGAUUCUGAUUUCUUUGAAGUGUAGGAAUCUCACCAGGUUGAAGCUCCGUGCCUGUCGAGCCAUAACUGAUGAUGGAAUGGCCGCUUUUGCCAGAAACUGUAAUAGUUUGCGCAAAUUCUCGUGUGGAUCUUGCAGUUUCGGGGCCAAAGGCAUGAAUGCCUUGCUGAAUAAUUGUGAGUCCCUGGAAGAAUUGUCGGUGAAGCGAUUGUCUGGUGUCGCGGAUGGUGUUGGGGUCGAGCCCAUCGGACCGGGAAAGGCUGCUGGUUUGAAAGUUCUUUGUUUGAAAGAUCUUUACAAUGGGCAGUGUUUCGGGCCUUUGAUUAUUGGGUCGAAUAACUUGAGGUGUUUGAAGCUGUUCAGAUGUUCUGCUGAUUGGGACAGUUUGUUGCUAGUGAUAGCACAUCGGAUUACUGGGCUUGUGGAGCUUCAUCUGGAAAAGCUUCAAGUAAGUGAUCUCGGGCUCUCAGCCAUUUCGAGUUGUGUGAAUCUUGAAAUAUUGCAUUUAGUGAAACUCCCUGCUAGUACUAAUGCUGGACUUAUGGCUGUUGCGGAAAAAUGCAAUCUGAUAAGGAAACUGCAUAUUGAUGGAUGGAAAACAAAUAGAAUAAGUGAUGAUGGAUUAAUUGCCGUUGCAACUCAUUGUCCUAGUUUGCAAGAGCUGGUUCUGAUUGGUGUGAAUCCCACGAGGUUGAGUUUAGAGAAGUUGGCUAUACAUUGUCAGAACUUGGAAAGAUUAGCACUGUGCGGGAGUGAUACCAUUGGGGAUGCAGAGAUAUCUUGCAUAGCUUCAAAGUGUAUUGCAUUGAAGAAGCUGUGCAUAAAGAGUUGUCCAGUAUCGGACCAUGGCAUGGAAGCUUUGGCUGGUGGGUGUCCCAAUUUGGUGAAAGUGAAGUUUAAGAAAUGUAUGGGAGUGACUUCUGAGGGAGCGGAUUGGUUGAGAGCAAGUAGAGGCUCUCUUGCUGUGAAUUUGGAUGCCCCAGAGCCAGAAAUACAGGAUGCCAGUGCUAGUGACCAAGAAGCUAGUGGUAUUGAAAUUCCACAAACAGAUGGCCAAAAUAGGGGUAUUAAUACUGCUUCAAGCUGUAGCUGGAGACCAAUGUCUUUUAAGGCGAGGCUAGGGCUUUUAAGAGGGAGGAGCUUGGUGGCUUCCACACUGAGGCGAUGGUCAAGUUUUGGUGGCAGUUGCCAUAAUAAUUUGGAAAGGAGUUGAGACGGAUUUGCGAUGGGCAAGUUCCAUGGUUGGUCUAUUCACAUUAUUCUCCACUGGAGUUCAGUAUAUUUAUUUCUGUGUGCUGUUGAAUGCUAUUCUGGAAUCUCCAUUAUUGGGAAUUGUCAGAGUUCCACUCGUGUGCUUGUAUGUCUGAUUUGUAUGAAGGGAUGCCUCUUUACGUGAUAGUUGGGAACUACUGUGUUUGCUUCCUUAGUUUGAAUAGGAAGGAGGACAUGGCCAACACUCUCUUUAUACCUAGACUUGUGUAUUAUCCUUAACUGACUAACAUGUUUUAAAGCAUCCAGUUUACGACUUGCUGUCACAGGCUUUAUUCUUGUCCUAAGUUUGGUUGCGGAAACAUGUCACGGCGUCAAUGAUGCAAUGAUAUGUCAAAUAGUUGGAUGUCAACCCUUUAUGUUUCUAUUUCUUUCAGAAUGUUGAUCAUCAGAACAAAAUGAAUCAGUUUUCUGCACUACAUUUUCUUAAUACCAAUCUUUUCAUAUAUGAUCGUGUAAUGAAGUUGUAAAUCAUUGUGGAAUGAAAUUAUAUGUGUUGUGCAGAUCAAAUCUUUCACCAGUGAUCUUUGUAUGAAAGUUGUUGCCUAUUUUCUUUGUACAAGGAUAGCCUUAUACAAUAUAAUUCAGUUGUGUGACCUUGU